Molecule: messenger RNA, 621 nt
Organism: Cordyceps militaris CM01
Lineage: Eukaryota; Fungi; Ascomycota; Sordariomycetes; Hypocreales; Cordycipitaceae
Exons: 1
Coding region: 1-621 (206 amino acids)
Source: RefSeq, a predicted model, not a curated record
AUGCUUCUCAAGAGUCUUCUACUAGCCGUCUCGGCUGCUACACUGGCCAUCGCCGGUAGCCCAGUGGGAAGCGGCAACUGGAUCGAGGACAGCCCCGGCUUCAGCACACAGCAGUGCGAGGGCGGCAAAGUCAGCGGCGACACCUUUUCCAUCCCCAAGACGCCCAAUGGCAGCGGAAGCGGCUCCGGCUGCUCCAACGGUCAUCUCCGCGCCGAGCGCCGGUACAAGAACGAUUAUUCGUCGGGCACGCACCAAUUCGGCGGCACGUUUAAAAUCAACUCCAUGUCUGGCACCCGCAUCUCCAUCAAACAAACGUUCAACGGCGAUUCCGGCCCGUACUUCAUCAUGGCCGUCGAGCAGGGCGGUCGCCUGUACAGUGCCGAGGGCGGCAAGACGAUUGCCGACGGGGUGGCCAAGGUUGGCGCGAGUGUUCGCAUCAAUACGGUGCACAAUGCGGGUCUGAAGCAGUACAGCGUCUACGUCAAUGGCAAAGAGAUGUUCCGUGAUAAUAAUGCGCCCGGGGGCAGCUUUUACGACAAGAUUGGAGCGUACACGACUAACAGCGGCAACGGCGAUCUCAGCAUUACAUGGUCUGACGUGCAGUUGUGGCACCGCGGCUGA